Messenger RNA from Nanorana parkeri, 2456 nucleotides. It is a transcript of the gene NCBP3, whose product is annotated as nuclear cap binding subunit 3. Gene Ontology annotation, molecular function: mRNA binding; RNA 7-methylguanosine cap binding. NCBI's taxonomy places the organism in Eukaryota, Metazoa, Chordata, Amphibia, Anura, Dicroglossidae. Bases 188 to 1999 code for a protein of 603 amino acids. Gene Ontology annotation, cellular component: cytosol; nucleus. The transcript has 13 exons. The record is from RefSeq and is a predicted model, not a curated record.
ACGUGACCCGUACGUCUUGACGCUCAGACACCACUCCGCCACCAAGAUGGCCGCUGCCGCCCCUUCACCUGCGGGUCAUGUGCUGAGUUUUGUCUAGCCAGGGCAGCCCACACUCUAUGACCGCCGGGCGGACGACUGAACGCUCUUGUGCUAUCGCUCGCCUCGCCCGCGUCGUCUGGCCGAUGAGAUGGCGGCGGUGCGGGGACUCCGGGUGCUGGUGAAGUCUGGAGCGGGAGGUGUUAGCGAGCCGGAGCCUAUGGAGGUAGAAGAGGGUGAAGUGGAGGCCGCGCCGGACGGGACAUCCCCCCCGGAUGUGGUGUCGGAUAACAUUAGGAGAUAUGAAAAUAAAGCUGGGACCUUUAUCACUGGUAUCGAUGUGACUUCCAAGGAAGCCAUUGAGAAAAAAGAACAAAGAGCAAAGAGGUUUCAUUUCCGUGCAGAAGCCAGUGAUGAUCAGAGAAAUGUCGUGCUGGAUCGAGAAAUGAUGAGGAAAGCAAUGCCGGAGGUCCGUCUGGAAACCCUAUAUGUCACGGGUGUGGAUGACAUGAGCACAGAAGACAUAUUUUCUUUCUUUAAGCAGUAUCCACCAGGCUACAUCGAAUGGUUGGAUGACGCUUCCUGUAAUGUGGUCUGGCUCGAUGAAGUGACUGCAGCACGUGCACUGCUAAAUAUGAGCACUAUGCCAGUAGAUACGGACAGUAAAAAAGAUGACGAAAGCACCUCUACAAAAUCCAAAGCAGAUAGAUUUAAUGACAGUUCUGGAGAGGAGACCGAAGAAGGUGAAGUGGAUGAAGAAAAUCCUAGUGAUGCAGAGGAAGAUGCAGAGCCCAACAAAAAUACCAUAAAAAAUACCAUAAACACAAUGGAAACUCUGUCUGAGGCAGAACAAGAGUCUUUGAUGAGAAAUGAUCUUCGUCCCGGUGUAAAAUUGUUCAAAAAAAACAUGUUGCAAAUGAGAUUUGCUACCAAAGAUGACAAGAAAGAACUUGGAGCAGCACGGAGAAGUCGGUACUACAUGAAGUACGGAAAUCCAAACUAUGGCGGCAUGAAAGGAAUCCUUAGCAACUCCUGGAAGAGACGGUACAAUUCUUCUCGCCGUGUCCAGCGAGAUGUCACGAAGAAAAGGACAAUUAUUGGAGACGAUGCUCCCGCGUACCAACACCUUCAUUCAGGCCUGGUGAAUGUUCCAGAGGAGCCAAUAGAAGAGGAGGAGGAGGAAGAGGAUAUGGACGAGGAUGACCGCGUAGUGGUGGAAUAUAGAGAUGAACUGCAAGCCUUUAAAAGAGAGAGAGAAGGGGCACGGCGCUCUGCAGCCAGCGCUUCAGACUCUGAUGAAAUGGACUAUGACUUAGAGCUGAAAAUGAUCUCUACACCCUCUCCGAAGAAAAGCAUGAAGAUGACUAUGUAUGCUGAUGAAGUGGAGUCACAGCUGAAGACCAUAAGGAACUCAAUGAGAUCUGACUCUGGAAGCAAUGUGAAAAACCGUAUCGGUGGUAAAUCCCAUUCUGAGAAGCCUGCGGACAUCCGACUGUUACUGGAGGAGAAGAGGCAGAGUACAUCGAGCAGACCGACCGCAACUGGAACAAAAUCUGAUGUGCGGCAGAGGCUUGGAAAGAGACCGCAUUCCCCGGAAAUCAGAAAAGUGUCCACCCACAUUCCUACACCUCGCAGAGAACCAGUAUCUGACGUGCACAGUCGGCUUGGUUUGCCAAAACAAAUGGAAGGAAAAGGUCUUUAUUCUGACAGCAAGGAGAAGAAAACAGGAAGCCUAUGGAAUCGUUUGGGAACAGCACCAAAAGAAAAGGAGCGAGCAGAAGAGAAGGAAGAAAAGGCCAGUGUGGCACCAGAAGAGGAAGACACUGUACUGCAGCAGGCCUGGGGAGCUUUAAUAAAGGAGAAGGAACAGAUCCGACAGAAGAAGAGCCGUCUGGACAACCUCCCUUCCUUACAGAUUGAAAUCAGCCGGGAGAGCAGUUCCGGCUCGGACACGGACUCCUGAUGAGAGAUUAACAAAUUUUGGGACAAUGGCUUCCAGUAGCAUGGCAGCAACUUGACAAUGUGCCGCCCCUGCCUUUCACACAGUAAUUGUUUUAUAUCGACGUUGAGACACCAUUAGUGGCCGCAGUGAUCUCAGCAAGCCUCUCAGAAAUUCAUGUGUUGGGUUACUGGGGAUUAAACAAAUGUAUUGGUUAUUAUGAAUGGUUUUUGUUUUGUUUUCAUUUUUGUAUCUUCUGUAACCUUACUGUGAAUUAGAAUCAAACAAAGGUGUGGUUUUUUUUUUUUAAAGGAUCUUUAUAUUAGCUUCUUUUUAAUCUUCAUGACAAACAUUGUAAACACAGUGCCUGCUCAGAACCUGUAGCCCUAGUUAUAUGAUUUCAGAUGGAGAGAUAUUGUGUUUUUAAAGAUGUGAAAAUAUCAUUUCCACUUCUCUAUUGAGUCAUUUGCCGUUUUGAAAA